Doryrhamphus excisus (bluestripe pipefish) is the source of this 8068-nucleotide messenger RNA. RefSeq names its product SprT-like N-terminal domain (gene sprtn). Gene Ontology annotation, molecular function: single-stranded DNA binding; polyubiquitin modification-dependent protein binding; metalloendopeptidase activity. The record is from RefSeq and is a predicted model, not a curated record. Gene Ontology annotation, cellular component: nucleus. NCBI's taxonomy places the organism in Eukaryota, Metazoa, Chordata, Actinopteri, Syngnathiformes, Syngnathidae. Gene Ontology annotation, biological process: DNA repair.
CGAGCGGUGACCGGGGGCUGGCCGGCCGCCGCGGAGGCCGCCCGACCGGGCCUGUGAGCCGGCGGCGGUACGAGGCGGUGCUUGGCGAGCGGGCCGCGGGACGGGUGGCACCGCUGCUGGCAGGCGUUGCAGUAGAAGACGUCGCACUGCUCGCACAUGACCGCCGCGUCCACCGGGUUGCGGUCACACAGCUGACACUUGGGGGCCCCGGAGGAGGACGCGGACGCGGUCGAGGACGCGGACGCGGACGCGGCUCGGUGCUGCUGGUACCGCGCCACGAUGGCCUCCAGGAGCCGGUUCCGAGGCAAGCCCCGCAGCCCGCGCUCGUCCAGCGAGACGCUGCGGUGGCACAGCGGGCAGGUGAGCGAGCAGAGGCGCUGCGCGGCGGCGGAAGCGGAAGAAGGGAACACCCGGACGCCGUUGGGCGACUUGAGCUGGCAGGGCGUGUACGAACCGUAGCCGCUGUCCGUCUCGCUGUACAGGCUCAUCUUGUCCACGUCCAGCAGGUAGUCGUAGUCCGAGCUGGCCGAGGCUCGGCUCUGCUGCGCCGGGGGCUCGCCGUCCGGGGUGUGCACGCUGAUGCUGCGGGCACACGCCAGACACACGUUGUGCGAGCAAGGCAGCAGGAUGGGCUCCUUGAACACGGACCCGCACACGGGACAUUUUAACUCUUCCUCCAUUGUGUGUGUGUGUGUGUGUGUGUGUGUGUGUGAGUUCUGGCCAAACACUCCAGCACCGACCGUCUUUGGACAGCUCCCUGGGAGGCUGCUGUGCGCAUGCGCCAGACAGGGGCGGAGCUUGUGCUGGUGCUGAUGCGAUUUCAACACAGCACGAUAUUCUAGACCUUGUAGAUCUAGAUCACGUCCUCUCUUUGCUUCUCUCCUGCUAGGAGGCCUGCACCGCCUCAGUCGUCAUGCCGGUAGAUGCUACGCACACGCACACGCACAAUGACACCAUCACACAGUCAGCCUCGGCUUCUCCUCAAUGAGCAUCUUCUUCUACUGCAAUCAGAAGGAUAAGGAAGGAUAUUGUUUGCUUAUUUCAACCUCUUCUUCCACCAAGAUGGCUCAUCGGGUCCACCCUGCAGUCUUUUUAUCGACACGUAUAGAUACAAACCAACAUUGGUAACCUGCUUCAAGACCAGUUUGCUACAGAUAGCUUUUUGCAAUGCAGAGGGACGUGUGGACGUGUGGAAGUAUGGACGUGUGGAAGUAUGGACGUGUGGAAGUGUGGACGUGUGGAAGUAUGGACGUGUGAGCACACCUGGAGGUUAGAAGGACUGGAAGGACGAGGGUGUGAGCAAGUGUAGCUGUUGAUGAGUCCUAGUGAAACACUAUGACAUGCAUGACGGGGAGGAGCCGCCCGCUGUGGCCCAGCAAGGUGCGCUGUAUUGGGGCGCACGUCUGGCAAAGAAAUGUAGUGUCCAGUGUAGUUUAUGUGCCCCUCGUGGCGGAGCAUUGGCACGAGGGCCUUCCUCUGAAGGGGAAUGUUCACAAGUGAGCUGAGGGGAAGUUACGACAGGCCGCUAACGUCACAUGAUGCAUUUGCCGCAGAGCUAUGUUUGUCAGCUUCAUGGCUGUGACAUCCUAAUUCCCCGAUAUCAGACUGAUACGAUCAUGCACGGCUAGUAAUGUCUGUCUGUAGCACGUACACCACAAUGACCGGAAGAAGAAAGCUUUGACGCUCGACGCCGCACGGCUAGCUGCUAUUGAUGCUAUUGAAGUGGAAACCAGAGCAGCGUGGACAAAUCAUUUAUUUCCCUGCGUAUUUCAUCCAGCAUUCAUCAGUCAUCCCUUUCCCUCCGUUGGUCUGGACCGCAUCCACGAUCACAAUCAGUGUUUGUUUUGCACCUGACAUAAGCAGGUGUACCUAAUAAUAUGACCUGCCGUUGUUUCAAACCAGAGACGUGGUGCUCUCCGGGUUGAUCCGUACGGGCCUGGUGCUCUUCCUGAGGUCCUGCAGCUGCUUGGCGGGCUUGCCCACACCCUCCUCGAAGCGGCGCUCCACCUCGGGCAGCACGGUGUCGUGAAGGAAGGCGGCGUUGAGCACGAUGAAGGCCUUCUUCUCGGGGUCCUGCUCGCAGCGCAGGCUGUAGUCCACGUGCUGCACGGCCACCAGGAUGAUCUCGCGCAGGCUCUCCAGCAGCACCAUGUGCAGCUCGGGGAUGUAGAGCCUCAGGCCCUCCUCCAGGAAGCUCAGCAUCUGCUUGGUGAAGGCCACCACCGUGUAGCUCAGGUUCACCCAGCAGUCGUCGCCCGUGUACAUGUCGAACGUGCUCAUGCCGCUGGUGCGCAUCUCGUCCUGCGUGGGAAAGGAACAGGUGCACAGAGGCGACCAUGGGCAAACGCUGCUUGCAUAGCUUCUGUGCACUUUGACCGGGGCGGUCAAUUUGUUCAUUUGAAUCAGAUUAAUCACACUUUUCAAACGUGACUUUUUAAUCGUGAUGAAUCACCAUUUGCAACUAUUAGGCCGGUCCCACUAACAAAAUCUGUGCGAAAAAUGAUCGUCGAUAUUGGGACCAGUUUUUUCAUUCACGUCACGAGAGGUGUACUUCACAUCUGAACCACUAGGUGGUACCCAAGUAUAGCGGUGUAGCAGUGUGAGACAUUAGCUUGACACAGCUCGUACUAUGCUUUUCCAAUGGAGCCAGCGACACUUUUUGUCCUAGUUGAGUAAACUCCAUGUGGGUCGCUCGUUCAUCCUGACUAAAACCCAAAUAUUCCCACACUGGGACCAUGGCGUUCACCUUUGGGGCUUCCCUUAUGGCGGCCUAUGCUGGCUCACAAAACUACUGCUAGCCCCUCCGUAGCCACGGCGAGUGCAGGUGAAUUCAAACACUGCGGGUGGAACUCAGUAGCAGCACGUUACACUAACCCUCACCCUAGUAAGUUACGUUAGCGAACGAUAAGAACGAUGUUGUGAUGUUCUGAUGUCUGUGAAUGCACCUGGUGGUUGUCUAGUGACGAUGAGGGAGUGUGGUUCCGAUGCCGAGCAGAGAGGUGCUUGUGAGUUUGAGGUACAUAUGGCAUCGGAAUCGUACCGCCGUUGAUGUGUUGAGGUAGCAAUAAAGUUAUCCCAGAGCGUCAGACCGUGGGAGAUGCUACGUCUUGCCCUACUUCCGCCACAUAGCAGUCAUUUAUCACACAUCAAGGUAUCACCAAGGAGGACGCCAACGUUAGCGGCGACUAGCAUAGCAAUGUGAGCCACAUGCUAACAUUACACUCACAUCUCAGGAAGACACACCUGAUCCAACUUCACCUCACGUCUGUAGGGACUGAAGGCCGCUUGGGAAAGACGCAGGCUGGUUUGCCCACAAAGUGGUGGAACAUUGGCUUCUUAUGGAAUAUGUUAGGAUGAGGGAUUGAGGAAUGCCGAAUGCGGAAUGAGGAAUACCACCCCUAAGUUUAGAGCAGCGGAGUGACGUCCAGAGGGUUACCUUGAGCUUGGCCAGAGCCUCGGGUGUCAUGAGGUUCAUCUUCCUCCACAUCUCCUCAGAGUUGCGGUGCUUGGUGGCCUCCACGAUGAUGUCUUUGUAGCCGAGGAGCGCCGCUGUGACGUCUUUGACCAGCAGCGACUGCAGCGUGAAGGUCAGGUCCAGGCCGAUCUCCGUCAGCUGCUGGCAGUGCUCCUUGGCCACCUUGACGCACUCGGCCGCCGUGGACAGGCUCUCCUUGCUGUCAAACACCUACGGGGGGGGGCAUGUCGGACUUUUACCCGACCGCCGUACACGCCGUGACGUUUUCUCCCGUUCCCUGCCCACCUGCUUGCUGAAGGCGUCCACGAACAUCCUCAUGGCGGACCUGGACCAGACCACAAAGGCAGAGUAGCAGCCCGUGUUCCCUGCGAAGUCCAUCUCAAACUCCUUGGCGGUCUCCAGCAGGCUGGUGAAGAAGAUGUUGCACAGCUUGUGGAUGUAGAGCAGCGUGGCCCCCUCGAUGCGAAGCUGCCGUAUGGCCGUCUGGACCGCCACCGCCCGGUUCUUCAGGAAGAGCUCGCAGGCUUUGGUGGACUGGCCUGGAAGGAGAGAUCACAUCACAUCACAGCACGCUUCUCCACACCAACACCACAUUAGGCAGGACAGGAACCUAGCCUGAUGAGCUGGGACACGGCCCUCCUGGUGGCCUUGGGUCCACCUCGAAGGGACCGAUCGGGAGACAACUCAAAGACCAGGACCUCGGUCAGCUGCCGCACACGCUCGUCCACCUUGUUCCGCAGCUCUUUGACUUUCUGCGUGACGGGCUGGUCUUUCAGGUACUCGUGGAGCUUGUCCAGGAGGUCCACGGCGCCCUCAAAGUCCCUCUGGGCGAUGCACACGUCCAGAUCCUCGGGAAGCUCCUGGAUCCACUCCGGACUGAGGUCCACAUUCUCCCCGGCGUCGGCUUGCUCGCCGUCGUCCUCGUCGAAGGGGUUGGUGGACACCUCGGCCCUGACGGGGGACGUCGGGACCUCCUCCUCCUUCUUGCGUCUGUCCUUGGUAGCUUUGUUCUUCUUGGUUACGUCCAGGAUCUCCAGCCACUCCUUCUUGAUCUUGCUGUUCUCCGUCUGGAAGAUACGGCUGUCUGGGAACAUGAGGAUCUUGAACAUGUCCUUCAUGGGAGGGUUGUCCUUCACGUUGACCACGGCAAAGCUCUCCAGCUCGUACAGGGCGUUGUACUUGUACUUGACCGCGCCGCGCCGAUUGGGCAGCCAGGUGGCGAUCAGCAGGCAGUCGUUCAUUAGAAAGACGUGCACCUUCUGGAUGGGGGACAUGUUGUCCACGUCGUACUCCACCAGGUCGCCGUUGUACACCAGGUGCCUUCCGGGGGUGUCCAUGAUGUUUUUACCGCCCUCCACUUUCUCCAACAGUGACGUCAGGGUCCUCUGCUUCACUUCCUCGGUUUCUUUGGGGAACGCAGCCUGCAUCUCCUUGGACGUUUCGUCCUUGUCCGUGGACAGGAGGGCCUGCGUGACGCUCUCCAUGAUGCUCUUCUGCUCCGUCAGGAUGUGGCUCAGCUGGUACAUCUCGCUCUCCAGGUACGAAAUCUCCUUGGCCGUCUCGAUGAACUGCCUGUAGUUCUUGUAGACGUUUUUCUUCAGGUUUUGGGCCGUUUCGUCGGCCAGGUUUUGGAUUUUCUGCCGAUGCUCCUGCAGGUCUCGGUCGCCAUCGGACUGCUGGGACAGCUGCUUCACGUAGUUCUGCGGGUCGAAAUUGGGCGACUCGAGCAGCCUUCGCAAUCGACUUCCGGUUUCCGACAUCUUGCUCGGCGUCUAACUCUUUAAGGUUCUGUUAAAUUGACGUUUGACGGACCGAUCGAUAGCUACGCCCUAAAACAAGCAGAGGACAGUCCAUUCGUGGCCGCGGGCUAACAAAAACAGGAAGUAGUAACCAGGGUGACACCCUGCUACGUCACAAGACUUGGAUCGGGGGGAGGGGGCGACCAACAAAAAUAUAUACAGGCGAUUGUAGAAAAUGGACACAGUCGAACACGUACCACAAAUUAACGUUUGUGAAUUUUCUUUGAUAUUAAAUAGCCACUAAAAUGACUAUCUAUGUAUUGUUAUCGCUGACGUCAUCUCCGUGUCACCGUUUUUUAACUGCACAGCCGACUUCCGGCAAGAUUUGGCCGGAAACGAAAGCGUAUCUAAUGCAUAAAAUAUUCACAAAUGACUCCCAUUCACUCAAACAGUUCUUCGUGUGUGCAAAGUAGAAAAUAACUCACUUAAUUUGUGUAUCUGACACCUGCUGAAUCACGAUUAACGCCGCCUCCAAUGUAUUUACUGAGUUGUAUUUCGAAGUAGACACCGGAAGUGUUUGGUGCUCCGCCAUGAUUGCGUCCCCCGACUGUGAGCCGUCGGAAACGGACAGUUGGUCAGCUCGGCGGGCCGAACUCGUCGUAAAAGUGGACACAAAUCCGGUAUGCCCACGUACAUACAUGUGACGAACGCUAUCGUGGCAGUGGUGGCCGGGCCACCUUUGGGAGGACUGCAGUUGUUGACCGGUCGGCGGGAGGAAGCUAACCACAAUUAGCCUGUGAUGGAUGAAGACUACCUGCUAGCCCUGCAACUUCAAGAACAGUUUAACAACGAGGACGACGCUCCUAUUUUGGCGUCCGCUGCCAAUACACGGAAAGCGGAACUCAGCGGCGGCGCACUUGUGCCCUGGCAGCGGAGGGUGGAGCCCCAGGGGCCGCUGUCCAUCGUGGAUCCGUCGUGGGAGACGCUGGACCCGACUCCGGACGUCAGGGCCAUGUUCCUGGAGUUCAACGGCAGGUUCUUCUGGGGCAAGCUCAGCGGUGUGGAGGUGAAGUGGAGCCCCAGGAUGACACUGUGCGCGGGUGUGUGUUCCUACGAGGGCCGAGGCGGACUUUGUUCUAUCAGACUCAGCGAGCCUCUUCUCAAGCUCAGGCCCAGGAAAGACCUGGUGGAGACGCUCCUCCAUGAGAUGAUCCACGCUCUCCUGUUUGUGACCCACAACGACCGAGACCGUGAAGGCCACGGGCCCGAGUUCUGCAAGCACAUGAAGCGCAUCAACAAGGACAGCGGCACCAACAUCACAGUAAGCGUCUCCCCCAUCAACCUCCUGGAGCUCGUACUGAACCCCCUCCUGCCCCCUCCCCAGGUGUACCACAGCUUCAACGACGAGGUGGACGUGUACCGCCAGCACUGGUGGCGUUGCGACGGGCCCUGCCAGAACCGCAGGCCCUACUUCGGCUACGUGAAGAGGGCCAUGAAUCGGGCCCCCUCACGCCUGGACCCCUGGUGGGGGGACCACCAGAGGACGUGCGGGGGGACCUACACCAAGGUGAAGGAGCCUGAGGGCUACGCCAAGAAGAAAGCCAAGAAGGAGGCUGAAGGAAACGGGAAGAGGUCUGCCAGUGGAAAGCCUUCAGGGUCGGGGUCUGUCUCUCGGGACAUUCGGGAUGUCAUCCCAUUCAGUGGAAAAGGCUUGGUCCUCGGCGGGACGCCCUCUAAGGGUUGGGCCCCUCCCGCCGCCUCCUCAUCUGGCGAUCCUCCCCUCAUGACAGGAGGAGGGUUGCCUCCCUCGCCGGGCCAGAAGAUGCUCCCCAAGAAGUCUGUAGCAAACACCAGAGUCUUUGUCAGCAUCAACGGCUCCCCCAUGAGGAUCUCCAAACCUUCUCGUGGUGCUAAGAGUCAAGGAGCGGACAGAGCCACGCAGCCGUCCAUUGAGGAUCUUUUCACCAAGUCCGCAGGACGCUCGUCCACCGCACACGCCCAACCCCGUCUUAGCGCUGACACUUGGAAUAGCAACAUCAGCGCAUCCUCCUCGGGGGCGUCGCAGGGCCCCAAAUGUCCUUCAUCUGUCCCCAGUGGCAGCCCCGCCACCGCCAAGCCCCCGCAGUCCAAAAAGAGACCGUCAGAAGACUCGUCCAGCAUCUUUGAGGUCUUCAACAAGAGGCUGAGGACCGAGUCCAAGGACAUGCUGCCUUCGUCUGGGCUGCAAGCUAGCCCCGCCUCCUCGUGUUCCUCCUCUGCCUUGGUGAUGGUCAACUGUCCCGUGUGUCAGGCCAGCGUGCAGGAGACAAGCAUCAACCAGCAUCUUGACGUCUGUCUCUCCUGAAGCAGGAUGGCCACUUCAUUAGGUACGCCACGUCCUUUUAACAACAUUUAUCCUUUUUUGUUAUUAAUAUGUGCUAUGAUACAGUACACGCCGUGCUCACCUCCUGCUGCCAAGGAGCAGCACAUGGAAUGUGGACAUCGUGGAUCGUGUGAGCACACGAGCGGCGUCAGUAUGAUGAUCAACUUUGCUAUUAUUAGUCAUUUUAUUAUUAUUAGUUAUAUUAUUAGCGUUCCACAUGCUUGGUAUCCACUGGGGUGGCUGGUGAGGUAGUCAUGUUUGCCUGAAGAGCACCACGUGUUCUCCAGCUUGGAAGGUCGUUCCUAACCAAGCUCUGCCUUAACAAGUUGACUUUUGACGUCCUCGCUGACCUCGAGGGGUCACGCUUUGCCGGGUAUUUCUCUCCCGGCACCCCACGGGAAUGUGAUGGUUGACAUGACUGCGCCUUCCCGCUCCUUGGCUUCUCUGGUCUGCUGCUUUUAAAGACAAAUAAAGUUGUUUCUAUUCAACAUA